Messenger RNA from Cyphellophora attinorum, 927 nucleotides. RefSeq lists its product as uncharacterized. NCBI's taxonomy places the organism in Eukaryota, Fungi, Ascomycota, Eurotiomycetes, Chaetothyriales, Cyphellophoraceae. Gene Ontology annotation, cellular component: cytosol. Bases 1 to 927 code for a protein of 308 amino acids. Gene Ontology annotation, molecular function: aldose reductase (NADPH) activity. The transcript is spliced from 3 exons. The record is from RefSeq and is a predicted model, not a curated record.
AUGGCUGCCAUACUCGAAAAGCUUAUGAUUCAAUCACCUCAUAUGAAGUCAGUCGUCAAGCUUCCGCCAUUCAUCUACGGAACAGCAUGGAAGAAGGAAGCGACUGAGCGUCUCGUGUACGAGGCUCUGUCGAAAGGCUUCACAGCCAAAACACUAUCGGAGGAUCUCGUAGCUGCCGGCAUCAGCCGAGCUAUCAAAGAUAAAAUUAUUCGAAGGAAAGAUCUCUACCUCCAGACCAAAUUCACCUCAAUCCAUGGCCAGGACCCAAAGGCGAUGCCAUACGAUGCCCAGUUGCCUCUAGCAGAACAAGUCAGUGCCUCCGUCAUGUCGUCGCUGCGUAACUUCAACUUCGCCGACGUCUGUGAGCAUGAUGACGAGAAAGAGCCGUACAUCGAUACCUUGGUCCUCCAUUCCCCGAUGCCCACGAUGGCUGAGACCCUCGAGGUCUGGCAGACUCUUGAACAAUUCGUCCCAGGAGAGAUACGAAAUCUCGGGAUCUCCAAUUGCAACCUGUUCACGCUCAUGGAGUUGUACGAGCGCAGCAACAUCAAGCCUGUGGCAGUGCAGAACAGGUUCUAUGCUGACACUAAAUACGAUAUCGGUUUACGCAAGUUCUGCGAGGAGAGGGGCAUAAUCUACGAAGCCUUCUGGACGUUGGCAGCGAAUCCAGGUCUGCUGCGAUCACUUGAAGUAAGACAACUUAGCGAUGCCUUUAGCAUCAGUCCUCAGGCGGCGCUGUAUUGUCUCGUGCUCGGCUUGGGCAAGGUGACCAUUCUCAACGGCACAACCAACCCAGAGACAAUGGUCGAAGACUGGCGUGCCAUCAAGGCCCUGACGGAUGCCUCUGAAUCGAAUCAGCGAGCUUGCGAUGCCCUUAUGAUGGGAUUCAAGAGCCGCAUCGGUCAGCUCAGGAGACAUGAUGAGUAA